CAGACCGACCCGCCCCCGCGAAACCGAAACACAAGAUACGGGCUUGGGUUGGAGCUGCUCCGGGGAACUCGCCAUUUCAUUUCAACAUUUAGGGAACUUUGGCACUAAGAUACAGAAUGGCGCUGGACAUCUAUGACUCUCAGUACUUGGUGAUCCUGGCCCCAUCCCUGGUCAUCGCCCUCAUCUUCCUCUUCUUCUGGCUCUUCAUGAAGGAGACCUCUUAUGAUGAGGUGCUAGCCAGGCAGAAACGAGAUCUCAAGCUUCCACCCUCCAAACCAGACACCCGCAAGAAGAAUGACAAGAAAAAGAGCAAGAAGAAGGAGAGCAGUAGCGGAGGAGGUGGCGGGGGAGGAGGAGAGUCAGAGGAAGACCUGCGGGACUUUGACAUGGCUGACGCCGUGAGCAGCUCCACCGCUGAGGAGGAGGAGCCUACCCCUAUGGCCCCGCCCACCCCGGUUCCUGUCCCUGUGGUAGCGCCAGCCGAGGCCCCUGCAGGGGUGAGGGAGAGGAAGAAGAAGGAGAAGAAAGCUGCCAAAGCUGCAGCCGCUCCCCCUGCCGAGGAACCUGAGGUGAAUGGCUCCAAGCCAGCUGGCCGCAAAGCAGAGCCCCCUGCCCCAGUGGCUAAACCCAGUCCCCCCUCACCCCAGCUUGACCACCAGUCUCAGCCCCCAUGCCAGGCCCAGACCCCACCCCAGCCCUCUGGCAAGAAGAAGAAGGAGAAGAAGCAGAAGACAGAGUCUGUGGAGGAAGAGAUUAAGAUGGAGAAGGCUCCAGCUCCAGUCAAAAAGGAGGCUCCGGUGCUGGUGGAAACCAAAGCACAGGAUGGUCCUGCCCCCCCAGACACCACCACAACCAGUGGCAAGAAAAGAAACUCUGCCAAGAAGCAGAAGACUGAGCAUGCCCCAGUGGAUGAUGUCCAGGCUGACUCUGCGACUUCUGCCAACCACAAUGAUGACGCGCCCUCCAAGGGGAGUGGCAAGAAACAGAAGAACGAGGCCAACAAAGAGAAUUCUGAGGUGAAGCUGAAGGAGCUGCUGGUGGGCCUGGGCAGUUUGGCCCUGUCACAGGCAGAGGCUGUGAGUGUGGUUACUGUGCUUAAAGAAAAGAACCCCUCUGCCCUGGACGCUUGGCAGAAGUCUGCAGUGAAGACUGACCCCUCAUCCCUGGAGAGAGAGAGGCUCCUCACCACUCUGCAGGAGGAGGCCUCCAUAGCAAAGGACAAGGUCCAGCAGCUCAGCAAGGAGCUGCAGCAGGAGAAGCAGAAGACUGUGAGAGCGGAGGCAGUUCUGAGGGACCAGCGUGGGGCAAUGGAGAAGGAGCUGAAUGUCGUGCAGGCUAAAGCCCAGGGAGAGCUUCAGGGCAUGCAGAUGAAGUUCCAGAAGCUGAGGGAACAGCUGGAGGGUCAGAUCGCCAGGCUGCAGCAGGAGAACGGCAUCCUGAGAGACGCAGUCAGCUCUGCUACCAACCAGAUGGAGAGCAAGCAGUCGUCGGAGCUGAACCAGCUGCGCUCGGAGUACUCUGGUCUGAUGAAAGAGCUGACGGAGAACAACAACAAGCUGCAGCAGGAGGAGCACCAGAGGAAGUCGCUGGAGGUCAACUACAAGCAGAACGUGUCUCAGCUGGAGGCUCAACUGCAGGAUGCUAAGCGUGGUUGGGAGGAGCUCCAGAACUACCUCCACAAUGUCAACGCAGAGAGGGAGAAACUUCAUGCUGCUAAAGAAGAGCUGCAGAACCAGCUGCUGGCGGUGGAGACAGAGAUGAGCAACAAGAACAAGGAGAUCCAGACGCUGCACAGCAGCCUGACCGACACCAUUGUGUCCAAGGACCAGGUGGAGCAGAAGGUGAUGCACCUGCUGGAGGUGUCCCAGCACAACCUGGCUGAAGACUCAGUGCAGGUCAAGGAUCUCCUGAAGGAAAAAAGUGGCCUCAAUGCCCAGAUUGAGACUCUGCAGGCCCAGUUGAGCUCCCAGGCCACUACUGUCUCCCACUUUGAAGAGCUGCAGAAGCUGCUGGCUGAGAAGGAGCUGCAGAGGAAGAGUCUGGAGGACUCCCUGAAUACUGAGAGGAGCAGUGGCGCUAACAGGGAAACUAACAUGCAGGCCAUGCACAAUGAGAACAUGUCACUGAAGGCAGCGCUCCAGAAUCUGCAGGCUCAGAUUUCUGAACAGACUGUUUCCCAGCUGGCCUUGGACCAGUUCCAGAAGAGUGUCCAAGAGAGGGAGGAGAAAAUCAAGACUGUGGAGGACCUGCUGAAGAUGGGAAUGAUUGAGGUGGCCAAUAAGGAGGAGGAAUUGACGACUGUAAGAGAAGAGAAUAAGGCUCUGAAAUGUGAUAUGGAGGCAUUCAUUCUUCAGACUACUGAACAGACAUCAUCCGAUUUGAUAAUGGAAGGUCUACAGAGCAAGAUUCAAGAGAAAGAUGAGCAGAUUAAGUCAAUGGAGGAGAGCCUACAGGCAGCACAGGCGAGUGGCUCCAGCAAUGGGAUGACCAUUGAGUCUCUGGAGCAGCAGGUGGCAGGGCUGCAGUCUGACAUGGAGCAGCUGAGACAGAAGCAGGCUGUGGACACCACCAGUGCCAGCGACCAGCUCCUAGAACUACAGACACAGCUUGCUGCUAAGGACCAGGAGAUCCAGACACUACAGAGUGAGUUGGAGUCCAGGGCCAAGGAGGUGAGCGACAAGGUGCAGGAACUACAGCAGAAACAGCAGACCCACACAGAGGCCCCAAGCCCGGAACUGCUGACAGCGUUGGCAGAGAAGGAGAAGCAGGUGUCUGAUCUCCAGGGAGAGCUGGCUAAGCUGAGGGAGUCCUUGGAGCUUCACAGGAACAAGAACAAUGAGCUUCGGGUGAAAAACUGGAGCGCUAUGGAGGCUCUGGCAGCCACCGAGUCCAUGCUUCAGGGGAAACUCAGCAAGGCCCUCAAGGAGAACCAGACAGCCCUGGAGAUAGCCCAGGCAGAAUGUCGAGGUGUUCUGCACAGACUGCUACCGAACGUGCCUCUGCCCACUGAACGGAACCACCAGGAGUGGCUGCAGAGGUUUGAGACUGCAGUGAAAGAGGCCCCGGCAGCAGAGCCCAACCCUGCCCCUGAAGCAGCACCUGAACCUGCUCCAGAGGGCUCAGAGGACACCAAGGUAUUGGCUGAUAAGCUGAAGGAAUCUGAAGAGGCCCAGAAGGUUCUACAGAAAGAUUGUGAGACGUACAAGAAAGUGUUGGCUGAGACGGAGGGCAUCCUUCAACGUCUCCAGAGCAGUGUGGAGAAGGAGGAGUCUCGAUGGAAGGUGAAGCUGGAUCUGUCACAGACAGAGCUGAAAGAGAUGAGCGUGAAAGUUGCAGCACUGGAGCAGGAUGUAGACAGACUGAGUGACGUCGGGGAGUUGGACAACUUGAUAAGAGACAAGCAGCACCUUGAGUCUGCGCUGGAGAGAGCAGAGCGUGAGAGCGCCACCUAUGUGACAGAGGUCAGAGAGCUCAAAGAUCUGUUGACUGAACUGCAGAGCAAACUUGAUGGCUCUUAUACAGAAGCAGUCAGGCAGAAUGAGAUGCUGAAUUUGCUGAAGACCCAGCUGACUGAGACUCUGUCAAAACUGGAGACCGAGGAGAGUGAGAGGCAAAAGGUGGCUGGAGAUCUCUAUAAGGCCCAGCAGUCUCUGGACCUGAUCCAGGAGGAGAUCUUCAAAGAGACAGGCCAGGGUGACCUGAUAGAGAACAGCAACCUCUCAUCACACGAGGAGAUUGACAGGAAGGAGAAGAAGACUGCAGGGCUGAACCAAACUGUGAGGGAACUGCAGCAGCUGCUACAGGCCGUCAACCGGCAACUCACCAAGAGACAGGAGGCGGAAUCGGACAAAGACUCGCCUGAAGUAUAGGGAGGGGAGGAUGGACACUCCCAAUCUUACUACAAAGACCACCCCCAACCUCCCCACCACCUCUCCUAUCAUGGCUCUCCUGUCACACUCCUCUCUUUCCCCUCACCUGUACUGUAGGCAGCCUCUUGCUGAUCCUCUGUCACUGCCUGCCGCUGACCUGUAACCUCUGACCUCCAGCUGCUCCUCCUCAGCAGGGUCAGGGAGAGACUUCGCUGGGCCCCAAAGGAGAGGGGCUCCCUCACGCUACACACACACACACUCCGGACACCAAACCAGACCUUACUACUCCAAAGUCCCACCACAUUCCUCAUGAUCCCUACAGUAGCACAGCCAGCGCUAAAGACAUCCUACACGUGUCAGACUGUGGCAUCUCCCCCCGUUUACCCCCUUUUUUCAAUGGAAAUCUUUGAAUACAGAUGUAGUUUUUUUCUCUGUUAGUUUUCUUUGUCCAGAGGGUGAUGAAGUGGAUUCCUACUUCACUAAAUUCACUUUGGGUUCUCUUUCCUUUUUUUAAGUUAAAAAGGAAAAAUGUAUUGUUAAAAAAGUAACUGUUAGGACCUGCUGACAUUACACUACAAUUGUUGAUCUCCUUUGCUGACAGCUCACAAACUGUAAAUGUGCAUUGAUUCAUGAAUACAUAGGUACUGUAUAUGCAUACUUUGGCUGAGGUAUUUUGGAGGGGGCAAGGGCAUAAGGGAGGGUCCCAGCAUGUCAGACGGGUAACUAAGUAACUAACCAUGGAGGAAGUCUAAGUGCAGAGCCAGUAGGAGGGAGGCUGUGACCAUCCUCGCUGUGGGAGCAGUUGGACAGGUCUACAGAAUAGAGGUUUUAAUCCUACUGUAACUACUUUAGGAAGAGGUGUCCCAUAUCAUCUGUAAUCAACACUUGCUAUAUUGUUGCUAAUUUCAUUAACAUGGAAUAAUUUUUUUGUUUUGUAACAGGUGACAGUUAAUUAAAGGGAUGCUUGAUAAAUCUG
Messenger RNA from Salvelinus namaycush (lake trout), 4845 nucleotides. RefSeq names its product kinectin-like. The record is from RefSeq and is a predicted model, not a curated record. NCBI's taxonomy places the organism in Eukaryota, Metazoa, Chordata, Actinopteri, Salmoniformes, Salmonidae. Gene Ontology annotation, biological process: microtubule-based movement; protein transport. Gene Ontology annotation, cellular component: endoplasmic reticulum membrane. Gene Ontology annotation, molecular function: kinesin binding. The transcript has 35 exons. Bases 117 to 3869 code for a protein of 1250 amino acids.